UAGAAACGCGUAGAAUAGAAUUAUGAAUUUCCUGUCAGUUUCUUGCCAAUUGCAGCUGUCUUUUUAUCCGUUUUUUGAAAGCAGUAGCUCUUUGCAGAAACAUAGACACGGGCACAGUACAGCUACUAAAUAUUGAACCAUAUGCUAGAAAAAUGAGAUCUGGAAGAACAUUUAUUUCCUUCAUCAUACUUUUUUUUCAUUUCAUUGACGUGAUUUGGACUUGCAUAAACUUUACAACCGUCUCCACUUGUCCAAGAACGAGCUCCAGCUGGGAGGAAGCUGCGGACAAAAAGAAUUGUCGUGCUCUUGGUUGUGAUUCUACGAUGGAAUAUCAUUGCUUGCCAACAGAGAACUUUACAAUCCUAGUGGAAGUCUGUACAAAAACCAAAUUUCUCCAAGGUGUGUGCCCAUAUUACGAUUCGGUUGGAAAAUCUAUACAAAUGAGUGCCAAAUCAUGCCAAUCAGCGAAGAUUCCAUGCCCGGCAAGAUAUCCAUCAAAUACAACGUAUAUUUACACAAGCUGUUAUCCUUCAAUUUUCGUCACAGGAGGAGCAGAGAAAAGGACAGUGAGUGGAAUGCAUUUCUGGAAAACAAUCCUUCUGAUGAUACCAAUCUAUUUAUUAUAUAUUACUGGUUAUCAUGAUAUAUGAAUAUGAGGGUUGUCCCAAUAAGUCGUGGUCAAUAUAACUUUUUGACAUGCAACCAAUACUAAUAAAAUUUUGCAUAGACAUCAUUUAUUCAAUGUUCUUUUAAAUUAUGAAUUCUUAAAUAUAUAUCGUUCAUAUUAUUAAUAUUGGCGGGUUAUAUGAAGGCCGAUAUGGUCUGUCGGCGCACGAACAAAAUUCGGAAUAACUUACGCAUGUAACUAUUACAUUUGCUUUUAUUUUUUUUUGGGGGGGGGUACUAUGUCAAACAUUGAGCUCAAAUUUAAAUCAGUGAAACUAGAAUCAAAAUCUCAACAUUUCAAAUUUUCAUAUAAAUAGCAUUAGAAUCGAUCGAUUAGUGUCAUGAUUUUCAAAGUGUUGUUAGAAUUGAGUUUGAUGAAAAUGACGCCACCAAACGCGUAACAGGCGCGCGGAGAUGUAAUACAUUGUUUUGGAUAUUGUUUAGAUAUAUCGGAGACGGGAAGAAAGAGUACAGAAGUGACAUUACAUACUAUAGCUUCUUAUAGAGAAGUUGUUUUAAAAUGGUAUGAGUUUUAAUGAUAGUUUUUCCUCGAUAUCGAGAAUAGUUACCGCAUGGAAGAAGAAGAGUACUGUUUGUUAAACGCAGACGGUUGGGUACCUCGUGGACCAUGAUUGACAUAAAGUAUUCUAUGUUGCCUACAGUGUAAGAUGAACUUUCGACUAAUUUUCGACUGAAAUUUGAAUAUGCUAAAAAAAAUUACGGACAGUAGUGAAUUCAAAUAAGUCCAGACAAAAGUGGAUUUUCACUUUAAAAAAAUAUUGGAUGUUAACAGACGCGUGUGAAGCAGAAGUGGACAUCAUGACGUUAUAAGAGACGUAAAUUACGCUUGCUUUCGUGCGCUGAUAUACAAUUACAUGCUUUCGUAAUUUUUUUUUCAUAAAUUUUUUAUUAAAUGUUUUAUCAUCAUGAAACUUGAAAUCAUAAAAUGUUACAUAAAAUGUUACAUUUUGCUAUGGCAAAAAAAAAAAUUUAAUUUACCAAAGAGAAACUUAACUGUUCGCUCUGUCUAAGACUUUUUGGGACAACCCUCGUAUAUAAACUUUAAAGUGGUAUCACGGUGUGUGUUUUAAUAAAUCAAUUUUAGUGACGUUUUGAAAAGCUAACUUUGAAAUAUACUUUUAAUUUACUGUAAUUACUUUAAACAUCAGGAAACUUUAAUUAUUUAAUUACUUUGUUACUCUAAAUGUAUAAAUUUAUUAUUUGCAUAGAGGAAAAUAAA
Messenger RNA from Saccostrea cuccullata (small rock oyster), 1906 nucleotides. RefSeq lists its product as uncharacterized. Lineage: Eukaryota; Metazoa; Mollusca; Bivalvia; Ostreida; Ostreidae. The record is from RefSeq and is a predicted model, not a curated record. The transcript is spliced from 7 exons. Bases 153 to 650 code for a protein of 165 amino acids.